CUAUGUUUGGCUAUUCCGAGUAAACGGGUCAAAGUUCGUCAAAAGCCAGGUCGAAGAAAAGGAUACAACGCAAAUUAGUGGCCUUCCUCUCCCCAGAAUGAGAGGCCUAAGGCGUCGAGGCCCUCUGGUUAAGAUGAACGAAAACACGCUUCUAUUACAGUUCCGUCACCGCCAUUUAUUGAGAGGUCUUUUCGUUGUUGGGUUAACGAAACUAAUUGGUGGGAUCGGCGGCGGCUAUGGGACGCCAUCAUGGGGAAAAUGAGAUGGAGGCGAUGAAGAAGGCCUAAACCAAGACCUUGAAGGGUCGGUUAUGGCCAUCGCUCCAAGCAGAGAAGAGGAAUGACAAUAGGGGUGGAAGGACCAAGAGGAUGAAAAGGGAAUGAAUGAAUGGAAGUAAGAUGGAACCUAGU
Aspergillus versicolor CBS 583.65 is the source of this 410-nucleotide messenger RNA. RefSeq lists its product as uncharacterized. Bases 98 to 262 code for a protein of 54 amino acids. The transcript is spliced from 2 exons. NCBI's taxonomy places the organism in Eukaryota, Fungi, Ascomycota, Eurotiomycetes, Eurotiales, Aspergillaceae. The record is from RefSeq and is a predicted model, not a curated record.